AUGGGUGAGAGUUCGAUAACAGGAAUCUUAAUGGACAUGCCUCCAACACCAAAGAAGCUGACGGGGAGGGCUUUCUACGAGAGCAUCGGAAGUCCCAAGAUGAUUUUAGCUCCGAUGGUGGACAGAUCAGAAUUCGCUUGGAGAAUACUUACUCGAUCUUAUCUGGAACCCGAGGAAUCGAAAAGUCUGCUUGCAUACACACCGAUGCUACAUUCUCGCCUAUUUAAGGAGACGGCAAAGUUUCGCGACACACAUUUUCAGCCUACCAGAGAUAGUCUCAUCAAUCAUCGUGCUUCAUCCAGCAAGCCCUGGCUUGAUGGCAAUCCUGAAAUCGACCGACCCUUAUUCGUCCAGUUCUGCUCCAACGACCCUGAAGACCUCCUCGAUGCUGCUCGUUAUGUUGCACCAUACUGCGAUGCAGUUGACCUCAAUCUCGGCUGUCCACAAGGAAUAGCCCGGAGCGGACAUUAUGGCGCAUUCUUGCAAGAAGAUUGGAGCUUGAUAUACAAACUGAUCAACAAGCUGCAUGAAGAAUUGUCGAUACCUGUCACAGCAAAAUUUCGGAUCCUCGAGAGCAAGGAACGCACCCUCGAAUAUGCAAAAAUGAUACUCUCUGCUGGAGCAAGCAUUAUCACUGUUCAUGGCAGGCGGCGAGAACAAAAGGGCCACAAUAUGGGUCUUGCAGAUUGGUCUUAUAUUAGAUAUCUAAGGGAUCAUCUACCGUCAGAAACAGUCAUCUUUGCCAAUGGUAAUAUUCUCAACCGAGGCGACCUGCAGCCUUGCCUUGAUGCGACAGGCGCAGACGGCGUUAUGAGCGCUGAAGGCAAUCUUUCCGAUCCAACCAUAUUUGCCGUCCCUCCGCCGCCAGGACUUGCAGUGCGUGAGUACUGGAGAGGGGAGCGAGGUGAAGAGGGCUACAGAAUCGAUGCGGUAAUUCGACGCUAUCUGGACAUCAUAUACGAGUACGUCCUUGAAGAGGAACCACCACGGCGGCAACCCUUGUUCGUCCCAUUAGAUCCUCUAGAUGCUGAAAAGCAAGAGACGUCUGCAGAGCAGCAUAAUAACGAGGGUGGGCCGCCCAAAAAGAAACAAAAGAAGGACCGACAUGCCAAGGUAUUGUCUCCUAGCUUGAAGGCUAUGCAAGGUCAUCUGUUCCAGAUGCUCAGGCCUAUGGUCUCCAGCCAUACCGAAAUUCGUAAUGCUCUAGCGAAAUGCAGCGCUGGCGACAUACCAGCGUUUGAACGAGUACUAACAAUGAUCGAAAAUGCUGUAAAACAAGCUCUUCUGGGAGAAGCGCGGAAAGAGGUCGGUGAACAAUUGAAUGAGAAGGCGCACGAUGAGAAUCCCUCUGGUUGGAAGUCCACCGGUGCCAAAGCAGACACCAUCGCAACAUACAAGAGGCCCUGGUGGAUCUGUCAGCCUUUCAUACGCCCACUGCCACAACAAGCAAAAGAGUCAGGUGCACUAACAGCUAGCAAGAAGGACAUAGCAAGAAUGAAGAAUGAAGGUGACAAAGAAGACCAAGGACAUAUAGCGAGAGUUGACGGCAUCGAAAGCAAACAAGAGGGCACCGCUACUGCUCCUCAGAACGAGCUUCCAAAGGAGGCACUAGUCUGCGGCUGA
Endocarpon pusillum Z07020 is the source of this 1623-nucleotide messenger RNA. RefSeq lists its product as uncharacterized. Lineage: Eukaryota; Fungi; Ascomycota; Eurotiomycetes; Verrucariales; Verrucariaceae. The transcript has 2 exons. The record is from RefSeq and is a predicted model, not a curated record. Bases 1 to 1623 code for a protein of 540 amino acids. Gene Ontology annotation, biological process: tRNA processing. Gene Ontology annotation, molecular function: flavin adenine dinucleotide binding; tRNA dihydrouridine synthase activity.